Hemicordylus capensis (graceful crag lizard) is the source of this 843-nucleotide messenger RNA. RefSeq names its product 60S ribosomal protein L10a. Lineage: Eukaryota; Metazoa; Chordata; Lepidosauria; Squamata; Cordylidae. The transcript has 6 exons. Gene Ontology annotation, molecular function: RNA binding; structural constituent of ribosome. The coding region runs from base 117 to 770 and encodes 217 amino acids. Gene Ontology annotation, cellular component: large ribosomal subunit. The record is from RefSeq and is a predicted model, not a curated record. Gene Ontology annotation, biological process: translation.
AUGGCGACCGUUGAGAAAUCACGUGACUAACCUCAGGCAGGCUCGUGAUACCGUGUUCUAGUUCUCGCGGGAAUUGGAGGGGGCGGGUCCUUUUCUCUUGCUGUCGAAGCCGCAAGAUGAGCAGCAAAGUCUCCCGCGACACGCUCUAUGAAGCAGUGAAGGAAGUCCUUCAGGGGAGUCAGGCAAAACCACGCAAGUUCUUGGAGACUGUGGAGUUGCAGAUCAGUCUGAAAAACUAUGACCCACAAAAGGACAAGCGUUUUUCUGGCACCGUCAGGCUCAAGUCUGCGCCACGGCCUAAAUUCUCCAUCUGUGUGCUGGGAGACCAGCAGCAUUGUGAUGAGGCUAAAGCAGUCGACAUCCCUCACAUGGACAUAGAGGCUCUGAAAAAGCUCAAUAAAAACAAGAAGCUUGUGAAGAAGCUGGCUAAGAAAUAUGAUGCUUUCCUGGCUUCUGAAUCCCUGAUCAAGCAGAUUCCUCGAAUCUUGGGACCGGGACUGAACAAAGCUGGCAAAUUCCCCUCUCUUCUUACUCACAAUGAGAAUAUGGUGGCCAAGAUUGAUGAAGUCAAGUCCACCAUCAAGUUUCAAAUGAAAAAGGUGCUCUGUCUGGCUGUGGCUGUAGGCCAUGUGAAGCUGACUGAGGAUGAGUUAGUCUACAACAUUCAUCUGGCCAUCAACUUCCUUGUUUCAUUGCUGAAGAAAAACUGGCAAAAUGUGCGAGCUUUGUACAUCAAGAGCACCAUGGGGAAACCCCAGCGACUAUACUGAUGACAAUAUAGUUUUCUUUUGACUAAUCUAUUCAGUGUGUGACUUGGUUUAGUAAAAUCUUCAUUACCUGAUA